CGCGGUCACCACUGACCGUGCUCCGUCGAGGGUCAGACCGCUGGUGCCCGGCGGAGGGAGAGCCAGGCCGGGCGUCGUCCCUGGAGAUACUAUGGAAAAGUACCAGGUUUUGCACCAGCUGAAUCCUGGGGCCUUGGGGGUGAACCUGGUGGUGGAGGAAACAGAAACCAAAGUGAAGCACGUGAUAAAGCAGGUGGAAUGCAUCGAUGAGCAUCAGGCCAGCAAGGCUCUGGAGGAGCUGAUGCCGCUGCUGAAGCUUCAACACGCCCACAUCUCUGUAUACCAGGAGCUGUUCAUCAUAUGGAACAAGGAGAUCUCCUCUCUGUUCCUCUGCCUGGUUAUGGAGCACAACACGGUAAGCUUCCAGAAGGUCAUUGAGAGUAAGAGGAAGGCCAAAGCAGCCAUUGACUCGGAGUGGAUGCAGAACGUGCUGGGCCAGGUGCUGGACGCUCUGGAAUACCUGCACCAGCUGGACAUCGUUCACAGGAACCUCAAGCCCUCCAACAUUGUCCUCGUCAGCAACGACCACUGCAAACUGCAGGACCUGAGCUGCAAUGCACUGAUGCUCGACAAAGCCAAAUGGAACGUCCGUGCAGAGCAAGACCCAUCUCAGAAGUCCUGGAUGGCCCCUGAAGCCCUCAACUUCUCCUUCAGCCAGAAAUCCGAUAUCUGGUCCCUCGGCUGCAUCAUUCUGGACAUGGCCAGCUGCUCUUUCAUGGAUGGUGCAGAAGCUAUGCGUUUGCGCAGGUCCCUCCGUCAGUGCCCUGAUGGCCUGCAGGGCAUCCUGAAGGCCAUGAAGGAGGAGCAGGUCCCAGAUGCAGAGACCUACGCUCUUCUUUUGCCAUUGAUGUUGCAAAUCAACCCCUUGGAUCGAAUAACAACACGAGACGUGAUACACAUCACUUUCGUGAAGAGCUCGUUCAAGUCCUCAAGCAUUACUCUGACCCUGCACCAGGAGGUGGUGCCUCCUUUCAUCACCAACAUGCUGUUGGAAAGCAACAUUGCCAGCAUUUUAGAGGUCAUGCAGAACUUGUCCAGCCAACCUGAAGUCCAGCUCAGGGCUAUGAAGAGGCUUUUGACAAUGCCUGAAGAUGAGCUAGGUCUGCCAUGGCCUGUGGAGAUGGUGGAACUCGUGAUCAACAUCAUGAAACAACACGAGAGGAUCCUCGACAUACAGCUGUGCGCCUGCUCUCUGCUGCUGCGCCUCCUGGGCCAAGCACUGGUGCAUGAUGCAGGGGCCGAGGCGCCCUGCAACCACUCUGUCUUCUCCAUCCUGCUGAGCGCCACACGGAGACACCCCGAGGCGGAGCAGCUCUUGGUCAUGGUCUACAGCCUGCUCACCAUUGUCUCCAGCCAGGGUGGGUCUUCUGCCUUGGGGGAGCUACAGAAGGCUGGGCUGUUUGAGCACAUCCUGGAGCACCUGGACAGAUUCCUCGAGAACAGGGACAUCUGCAUCAGCGGCCUGGGACUGCUCUGGUCCCUCCUGGUGGAUGCUGUUGUUGUGGACAAGGCCCUCUUGGAGAAGAUUCCGGCUCUCACUGUCCUGGUGCUGACUGCCCACCCCACGGAUGCAGAAGUGGCUGAAGCUGGCUGUGGGGUCUUCUGGCUGCUGUCCUUGCUGGGUCACAUAAAGGAGGAUGAGCUGGAACAGGUGGUGGCACUGUUCCUGCAAAGCAUCCGGCUGUGCCAGGACAGAGUCCUGCUGGUGAACAACGCCUACCGGGGGCUGGCCAGCCUCGCGAAGGCCUCAGAGCUGGCGGCAUUCCAGAUGGUGGUGCCAGGGGAGGGCAGCAGUGGCCUGGCCCUCAUCAAGGAGACCUACCAGCUCUACAGGGACGACCCUGAGGUGGUGGAGAACUUGUGCCUGCUGCUGGCCUACCUCUCGUCCUACAAGGAGAUCCUGCCAGAACUGGAGUCCAGUGGUAUCAAUGCCCUGGUCUGGGAGAUGAAGAGGCGCUUCACCUCCAGCCUGGAGCUGGUUUCUUAUGCAGAAAAAGUGCUCCUGAGGCUGGAGGGGGAGCUGCGUGGCACUGACGCUGGGGAGGACACAGACACCCCAAAGGCCUCCCCACUCCAUGGACCCCAGGUGACUCCCACCAAAACCCAUUGUCAGGUUGGCAGCGACAGCCCAGAUGUCGUGUCCUCACUCUGGUGGUCAGUGGACGGCAGUCGCCAGGCACGCCCACAGAGUUUCCUGGCAUCUUCCCCUGCCACGGCCCUGCCCACCCUGUCCCCAAACACACACGAGGUCUCAGACCUCAAAGUCACGAGGGAGCAGGACGUUCUCAGUAGCAUGCAGGCCACGCCCCCGCUGCCAUCAUCUUGA
Cynocephalus volans (Philippine flying lemur) is the source of this 2326-nucleotide messenger RNA. It is a transcript of the gene STKLD1, whose product is annotated as serine/threonine kinase like domain containing 1. Gene Ontology annotation, biological process: protein phosphorylation. The record is from RefSeq and is a predicted model, not a curated record. Lineage: Eukaryota; Metazoa; Chordata; Mammalia; Dermoptera; Cynocephalidae. The transcript has 20 exons. The coding region runs from base 92 to 2326 and encodes 744 amino acids. Gene Ontology annotation, molecular function: protein serine/threonine kinase activity; ATP binding.